AUGUAUCGCGCCUCGCCGCACCGUUGGAAGCUCUGGAGCAUACUCUUGCUGCCUCAACUGCUUCAAUGCGCUGUAGCCAUUGAUGCUACUCCGAGAUGGGGUCAAGCCACCGUCCUAGUCUACGACGCCCUCUUUAUCUAUGGUGGAAAGACAGACGAGUUCAACUCGUAUUCCUACACCCAAGCACCCAACACCAACGACAUCCUCUACCUCUCAUUAUCCUCGCCAUUUACCGGCGAGUCGCCGCGAUGGGAACUUGUCAGCGGUUCAUCGAAUACUUCAACUUCCCAAGGCCCCGCACUCGCAUGGCACACCCUCUCUGCCUUCAACAACACAGACGUCCUCCUCUUCGGAGGCCAACCAGACGCCAAUUCCCCCAUCGUUAUCACCGAUCGCAACGAUUCCGCAGCACUCCUCGACGUCUUUUCCCGGUUGGGCCCUACCUGGAGUUCAGAACCUUCCUCAUGGGGAGGAGAGCCUAUUCGGCGUAUACGGCACUCAACCGCCACAUCUCCUGAUGGCUUGGUGUUCAUAUUCGGCGGAGAGAAGGCGGAUGGUUCCCAGAAUGCAUUGUCAGACCACUAUUACUUCGACCCCAAAUCCCUAACAUUCAACCCUCUUCCUUCGACAAACGCACCCCCGGGCCUCUAUGGCCAUGUCUCGAUCAUGCUUCCAGAUGGCAGGAUCCUUGUGUUUGGAGGGUAUUGCCAAUCUCGAGGCGAACUGCUUUCUCUUGGCACGAUUUGGGUUUUGGAAUCGAAGACGUUGGCGUGGUCUGUCAUCACGGUUGACUCAGCCAACCUGCCUUCGCCACGGAUGUCUUUCGCCGCUGUUCUGAUUUCAGGAGAAAGGAUUAUCAUCCACGGAGGAAGUGACGCAAAUCUACAGAACAACUUUGAAGAUGGCUGGGUGCUGGACACGACAACGCUUACAUGGACCCGGAUUGACGCUCUAUCGCUACUCGGGCCCAGAAGAGACCAUUGUGCAGUAUUUUACGGUGGUCAGGUUAUUUUCGGCUUCGGAUAUACAAACAGCGGACCGGCGCCAGCGCCUUUGCAGAUUUUUGACCCCUCCUCAAACGUAUUCAUUCCUUCGUACACGCCACCACCUGCUACCUCUACUCCCACUCAAACAUUCCCUCUGCCGACCCAAACCCCCAAGCCCAAUACUCCGACAUCUCCACCCAAACCUACCAAUGGUGGUGUUCAACCAACGUCGACCGUCGGUGUUCCGCCAGACAACAACGGCAGCAACGGCAGCAACGGCAGCAACGAUGACGAUGAUAGCGGGAGCAGCAGUAGCACAACAGCCAUUGCUGUCAGCACUGCGUUUGGUGUGCUUGGUCUCAUCGUCGUCGGUCUCGGAGUAGCAUAUUACGUCCGUCGGCAGCAUCGUGCAAAAGAAGGCGAGCGCAGAUUCAUAGCACUCGGCGAAUAUGACGACGACGAUCGAGGCAGUCCACAUCUCCACGAGCGGAUCCCAAUUGCAAACAUGAGCGAAAUCAACUCACCGCCGCCUGCUCACCACGGAAUUCUGGCAACACUAGGAUUGGUCGGGGCAGCAACAAGACUACGAGCAGUCAGCAACCCGCAGCAGCGGCGUGACAUGCUCGCGGAUGAAGAUACGCAAAGUUUCGGCGAGUGGUACAAUGCCAGGCGCCGAGAAGGGACAGCUGGCAGCUCAUGGUCGUUGCGGAGCAUCCUCGGUGGCCUGCGGAGUCGAGAGGUGAGCACGACAGGCCAAGGCCCGAGCAAUCUGCCGACGCCAUGGAGAGAAAAGGCGGAUCCAUUCUCGGACGGCGCGUCGCUGAUCCGGGACGAGGAGACGGGUUUCAUCGGUGCUGCUAUGGGUGCUAGUACGAGACCCCAUGGGCAGAGAGAGGCGAGCUUUACGAGUUCGAAGAGUGGGAGGAGCUAUCGUGAUCCAUUCUCUGAUCCUAUCGAGGAGGAGAGGAGGAUAUUCGAUGAAGCUGCAGAACCGUACAGAGACCAAGAUCAGACAUCGGACGAUGAACUCGAUCCUUCCCGCCCGUCGAUCCGUGCUGUGCCAACAUUACCACCGUUGAAAACUGUCCUGCCGCUGUCACAACAAGCUGGCCAUCCUCUCAGCCCACUUUCGGAACACACGUCCCAGAGCACCCUACCUCUUCAGACAUUCAGCACUUCUGGUUCUUCCCACGCGCAUUCAAGUGAGAAUAGUCCAUUCCCUGGAGGUUCCUUAUCUCGUGCAACUUCCUUGACCUCGAUGGAACCUACCCCGCUACCACCUCGCUCGCCGCCUCCCAAGACAUCGUCUAUCAUUGGCGCAGGCUUGCUCGGCUCCAGCCAACCCAUGCGGCGGUCCAACUCGUGGUGGUCCAGAUUCUCACGUACGAGCCUGCUAGAUCGCCGGUCCAGCGUUGUCUCUCGAGCAGGAUACGAGAUUCGCGACCCGAACCCACCGCCGAAGCUCGUCGCGAUCGAAGAGCGCAGCGUGGUCUCGUCACCGACACCCGAUAAGAAUUCGCCUGGAACGGGCAGCCCUGGCAGUGCAGAGGUCGGAGCAGGAAAGAAGAUGUCGCCACAGCAGGCGGCCCUCCUCUCCCGCGCAAACUCAGGGCGGCUGUUUGGGACAGGCCAUGGCAAAUCAAUGACCUCGCUCCGGACAGCGGACUCAGAGGCCAUAGAGAGGAUGGCGGGCCAGAUGGAUGUUGUACAGCGGGUAACGACGAGGAGCCAGCGCGGAACAGGGAGUAUAAGUUCCACUGGCGGGCACAGUAUUGAUACGCAUGAGUCGGCGUCGGAGCUGGGUGUUGGCGAGGCCCAGAGGGAGAGAGAGGGCAGUCGCGAUAGUUGGCACGGUCAAGAUGAGAACUUGAUUUUCUUCACAUCGCCUGUGGAGGAUACGCAUCAGAGCAAAGGCUCGCUUGUGGACCCUUCGUCCCACCCAUUAGCACCUUCGGAAUCAACGCCCCAUCCUCCUCAACUAAACUCGCCCCCUCCGUCUGCCUGGCCCGCCUCGAAGGCUCGUACUGGAUCGACGACGCCUCCGGGCUCAGACAAUAGCCCCCACUCGUCGCCAAGUGUUGCAUCCCGCGUGCGGGCGUUCGAGCGCCGGAUGUCGCAGGAGGCACCGGUCAGCCCACCACCCACGAACACAAAGCAUAGAGAGGAGCGGACGAAGAAGCGGGUCCAGGUAGAUUAUGGGCUCGUGAAGAGGCCGAAUCUGUUCGUCGCGAACCCGGACCACCGGUCGUCGACGUACUCAGCGGAAUCUUCAUAA
Molecule: messenger RNA, 3261 nt
Organism: Cyclocybe aegerita
Lineage: Eukaryota; Fungi; Basidiomycota; Agaricomycetes; Agaricales; Hemipholiotaceae
Source: the annotation of a GenBank genome assembly